CAGUCGACAUGGUACAACCAACCCUCGGACGCGUCAUACGUGUGACGCGACAUGCGCAGGCUGAAGCUAAUUUCUCCUCUAGACCGAAGAGAUGCAGCAAGAUGCCAUUGAUACGGCUACAGCAGCCAUGGAGAAGCACAACGUCGAAAAGGACAUUGCCGCCUACAUCAAGCAAGACUUUGACCGGCGCUUCGGUACCACUUGGCAUGUCAUUGUCGGUAGGAAUUUCGGAUCGUAUGUCACGCAUGAGACGAGACACUUCAUCUACUUCUACCUCGGACAAAUGGCUUUCCUCAUCUUCAAAUCUGGUUGAUGAUCCCAGCCCAACCAAGCAUGUAUACGUGGAUAAGCAGCAGGAGUAUAAGAUAAAAACAAAUUAUGAAGAAAAAAGUAGAAAGAUCUAUGCUGCCGUGUCCUCGGGUUGAUCACGAUGCGGAAUGGUACUCUCCGUCAA
Messenger RNA from Protomyces lactucae-debilis, 454 nucleotides. RefSeq names its product dynein light chain 1 protein DLC-1. The record is from RefSeq and is a predicted model, not a curated record. The coding region runs from base 92 to 313 and encodes 73 amino acids. NCBI's taxonomy places the organism in Eukaryota, Fungi, Ascomycota, Taphrinomycetes, Taphrinales, Protomycetaceae. The transcript is spliced from 3 exons. Gene Ontology annotation, biological process: microtubule-based process; cilium assembly. Gene Ontology annotation, molecular function: dynein intermediate chain binding; dynein light intermediate chain binding. Gene Ontology annotation, cellular component: cytoplasmic dynein complex.